This is a messenger RNA of Coregonus clupeaformis (lake whitefish), 2394 nucleotides long. RefSeq names its product folliculin-like. Gene Ontology annotation, cellular component: cytosol. Gene Ontology annotation, molecular function: GTPase activator activity. The coding region runs from base 288 to 1961 and encodes 557 amino acids. The transcript has 13 exons. Lineage: Eukaryota; Metazoa; Chordata; Actinopteri; Salmoniformes; Salmonidae. Gene Ontology annotation, biological process: positive regulation of TORC1 signaling; negative regulation of transcription by RNA polymerase II; positive regulation of transforming growth factor beta receptor signaling pathway. The record is from RefSeq and is a predicted model, not a curated record.
ACCAACCAAGAGAGCGAGCGUAUGAAGAAAGAUCAGUGGAAAAAGUAUAAACAAAGGCGAAUACAGCAACAAGACAACUUUUGUGAAUUAAUUAGAAAUUAGAACUUGCGUGUGCAUUGGCGACUUAUUUUCCAUGCUUUUAAGAAAAGUGAUCAUGAUCUAUUUUCGAGACAUUUGGCGGUACUGUGCUAGGGGUUAGCUUGUCAGCAAUGUCCUUAUGUGAUGUUUUCAUGCAAUCUGAUCGCCUGUAAUUUGUUGCAUUGAUUGUUCACGCUGCUUUAAUCAAGAUGAAUGCUCUGGUAGCGCUCUGUCACUUCUGUGAGCUCCAUGGCCCCCGGACCCUGUUCUGCACUGAGGCUCUGCACCCCCCGUCCCCCACACCCUCCCAGGCUGGCGCCCCCAUACCCGGGGACAGGGAGUCGGACAGAGAGGGAGAGGGACUCACCAUGAGGGCGAACAGCUCAGCUACACAGAGGGGAGACAUGUGUGAGGGCUGUCGGUCUCUCCCAGCGUCUCACCCAGGCUUCGUCAGUGUGGACAGUGAGACAGGCAUCCGGUUCCUCAGCCACCAACACCCCAGACAAUCCCAGCUCUUCAGUGUGGUCCGCCAGGCCUGCGUACGCAGCCUCAGCUGUGAGGUGUGUCCAGGCCGUGAGGGUCCUAUCUUCUUUGGGGAUGAGCAGCAUGGUUUUGUGUUCUCGCACACCUUCUUCAUCAAGGACAGCCUGGCCCGGGGCUUCCAGAGGUGGUACAGUAUUGUCAUGGUAGCCAUGGACAGGAUCUACCUCAUCAACUCCUGGCCCUUCCUGCUGCGCCACCUCAGACUCACUAUACAGAGUCUACAGAACACAGCACUGAAGGUGUUUGACAGUGAGCAGUGUGUGUGUCCUCAGAGGGCGGUGAGGAUGAACAGUGUGUUCUCUCCUGCUGUCUUCCCCCACCAGAGGAGUGGUAACGCGGCCCGCUCCCUGCCCUCCCUCACCCAGCACACCAACCUCUGGGCCAGCCUACACUCCUCCUUCAGCUGGUUACUGAAGGCGUGUGGUAGUCGUCUGACAGAGAAGCUGCUGGAGGGUGCUCCCACAGAGGACACACUGGUUCUCAUAGAGAGACAGACAGAGCAAGAGGAGGAAAUGAGUUGCUGGGAAGGAGCAGAAGGGGGUGGGUCUAGACCCCAGUGCCAACAAUCGGAGUGCGAGCUGUACAGAGACUUCUUGUUUGACGAGGGGAAAGCGGAGGUGUAUCCUGGUCCAAAGUUCAGGUCCUUGAGACAUUUAAGACAGGUGCUCGGGACCACUGAUUUCCGCCAGCUAGCGUGGCACGUGCUCAUGGGAAAUCAGGUCAUAUUGAGAGGGGCGGACCCAGGGCUCAUCCAUUCAGCAUUCACCAUGCUGAAGGCCUUGCUCCCGGUGGGCUGUGUCCGCUCUGUGCCUUACAGCACCCAGUAUGAGGAAGCAUACCGAUGUAACUUCCUGGGCCUCAGCACUGACGUUCCCAUCCCCACACACGUCAGCUCCUCAGAGUUCUCAGUGUUGGUGGAUGUGGUCAGUGUGGAGAGGGGCUCUCUGUACUCUGCUGCUUGUGGUGAAGACAUCGUCUCACUCUACCAGUUCAACAUCAGCAGUGCCAACUCACAGCCCACAGACAAAGGUCCCACGUUGUUGAAUAAGAUCGAGGUGGCGUUGUCCAAUGAGAACCUGUCAGUGGACGUGGUCUCUCACUGUCUGCUGUGUCUGAAGGAGGAGUGGAUGAAUAAAGUGAAGGUGCUGUUUAAGUUCUCCAAGGUGGAUGGGCGAGGGAGGGAGGACACCCAGAAGGUGUUGGCCCUGCUGGGUGCCACAGGGCCUGGGGAGGAGGACAACGUCAGGCUGCUCAAGUUCUGGAUGACAGGACUCAGCAAGACCUACAAGAGCCAUCUGAUGACUGCUGUCAGAGGAGGGGAGAGGCCCCUUAGCCAGUGAGAGAGCAGUGGGAGAGACCAUACAGCUGGAGUGAAAUAUACUGCAUCUCAGCCUCCUCUGCGUGUAUCUCCUACUGUAUCUGGACAGACGGAGAGAGAAAGGGAAAGAAAGCGAGUGGGAAUCAGUGAGGAAUGACAGAUCGACUGACUGAGGGAUGCGUUUGGGUCCAGGUGGUGACUAUAUUAAAACUCAUCCUUCACAAUAAAGAACAAAAAUCCACUCCAUGGUUCGGUUUCAAAUUAAUAAUUUAUUCAGAUACUAAUUACUUAUUACGUUUUACAUAAUGUAUCUGGUUUUUUAUUUAUCAAAAGGGACUUCUUAUAGGAACACUGUCCACAAUUGUAUGUGUAACUUAUUAUAAAAGUGUCAAUAGUUUGUUAACACAUUGUACAGAGAUAUUCAAAUAAAAGAACUGCUUGAGCUGAAACUGAAA